AUGCUCAAUUCAGCCCUAGAGCACAAACACAACUUCCUAGCAGUCAUUGCCUACUCCUUCCGUGGAGAAUUCGAGGAGAAUGAAGACGAGAAAGCAGAACUGGACGUGGAAACUGAAGAAGACGAGGGUGAUGAAUACAAUGGGGAAUCAGAUGAAGGCGAGUGUAAUAAAUCAACCAUUAUAAUAAAGAUUGGGAUAGGUACACAUUUGUGUGUGGAGGUGUAUAUGAGCCUGUAG
Echinococcus granulosus is the source of this 237-nucleotide messenger RNA. RefSeq lists its product as hypothetical. The transcript has a single exon. The coding region runs from base 1 to 237 and encodes 78 amino acids. Lineage: Eukaryota; Metazoa; Platyhelminthes; Cestoda; Cyclophyllidea; Taeniidae. The record is from RefSeq and is a predicted model, not a curated record.